AUACUAAAGCUUAUUAUUCACCAACUACAGGGAGUCCAGUACAAACGGGCUGAGCGAUUCUUAGGUUACAGAAGCGUGCGCUGAAGCUUUGGGCCCACUGGUGGUCCCUGAACGUCUCAGGGGUUAAAUGUGUGUAUUUGUAAGGCCUCACUGCUCCUGGAGGUGCCAUGGAUCGAACCACAAUCAUAGCAACUGUCCUUGGAUUCUUACUCAUCUGUGUCACCUCUGCCCCAACCAGUGAGAGGCGAGACAUUGACAUCUACAGCUUCCACAUAAACUCCACGGUCACCAGCCGCUACGCCGUCACAGUCAUCACGAGCCAUGUGUCAAACCGACUCCGUGAGUCCAGCGAAGUCCAUUUCCAGGUCAAGAUUCCCAGGAACGCUUUCAUCAGCAAGUUCAGAAUGACCAUGGAGGGGAAGACGUAUGAUGGAGUUGUGAAGGAGAAAGAAGAGGCUCAGCGGCAGUACAGUCAGGCAGUGUCUCGGGGAGAAAGCGCUGGGAUGGUCAGCUCAGUAGGAAGGACUCUGGAGGAGUUUAAGACCUCAGUGGCAGUGGCUGCUUCCAGUAAAGUGACCUUCGAACUGACCUAUGAGGAGCUGCUAAUUCGACGCCUUGGCAAAUAUCAGCUACUCAUCAACGCCCAACCGAUGCAGCCUGUAGCAGAUUUCAAGGUUGACGUGUACAUUAAUGAGGGUCCAGACCUUUCCUUCCUACAAGUGAAAGGAGGGCUGUACACCCAAGAGCUGACCGAUGCUCUAACCACUACACGGUCUGGUAAUAAGGCAUGGCUGGACUUUCACCCCACUGAAGAGCAGCAGACCAAGUGUAAAGGCUGUGCAGAAAGUGGCCUGAAUGGAGACCUGAUCAUAACCUAUGAUGUAGAGAGACUAAACCCCAGUGGAGAACUGCAGACAUCAAACGGAUAUUUUGUCCACUACUUCUCACCGACGGAUGUGCAGCGAACCCCUAAAAACGUGGUCUUUAUCAUCAGCCGAGGGGACGCCAUGCAAGGCAGGAAAAUGAAGCAGACCCGUAUGGCGAUGUGUAACAUGUUGGAAGAUCUUGCUAUUGACGACAACUUUGGGUUGAUCACCUUCGACAGUAAUGUAAAAGUCUGGAAACCUAAACUCCUCAAAGCCACAGAGAAGAACCUGGAGCAGGCGAAGACUUUUGUAAAGAAUAUUCGAGCUCAAGGAGGCACCAACAUCAACGCCGCAGUGCUGAAAGGGGUGGAGAUGAUCAACACACACCAACGAAAAGGCUCUGCCUCCAUCCUCAUCCUGCUGACGGAGGGAAAGCCCACGUCAGGUGAAACUAACACAGUGAGGAUUCAGGCCAAUGUGAAAGAGGCCAUCGGGGGGAAGUUUCCUCUGUACUGUCUGGUGUUUGGAUCUGAUGUCAACUAUGCUUUCCUGGAGAAAAUGGCUCUGGAAAACAAUGGACUCGUUCACAGGAUCUAUGAGGACUCACAUGUUGACAUACAGCUACAGGGUUUCUAUGAAGAGGUGGCCACUCCCCUCUUAACGGAUGUUCAGCUGAACUACACUGGAGCAGGAAACCUCACCCAGACCGGAUUCAGUCACUUCUACGACGGCUCAGAGAUCGUGGUAGCUGGACAGGUCACAGACGACAGCCAGGACACUUUCAAAACGGAGGUCACUGCAGUCUCUAAAAAUAAUGAUAAAGUGAAAUACGAGAAUUCCGUGUCGGUGAAAGACCUCGUUGGGGUGCCUGAACAUGGAAACUUCAUAAAGCAACUCUGGGCUUACCUCACGGUGAAAAAACGACUGGACAAAAUAGUGGUAUUUCAGGGAAAGGAGAAAGAAGCAGCCAUGAGGGAAGCCCUGGAUCUUUCUCUUAAAUAUGGAUUUGUGACUCCACUGACGUCCAUGGUGGUCACCAGCCCUCAGGACAAAGUCAUAAGGGUCACCCACAAACAGCCACACAGUUCUGGAAUCCCUCUUCCUUUUCAAGGAUUCAGGCGUCCGGCUAUUGCUCAUAUUCUAGACAUCAGCUCUGUGGCUUUUGCUCCACUUCCAGAACUCAGCUCUCCGGGUCCACAAGGAUCCAGCUCUUUGAAUAUACACGGACCUCCUCGGCACACUUUCGAAGACAUCAUCAUCGUUAGAGUGAUACCUUUCCCUCCAGGGCAGUCUGCCAAGUUUUUGGUCACUUCUACUGGUCAGCCUAAGCCACUCUGCUAUGAGAUAUCUUUAUCUACCAAACUCCGCCUUCUGAUGGACCGCUCCUCAGAAUUCUCUAUGAAUGGUGAACUCUCACAGUAUGGAGGGAAAGGCUUUAAGGAAAUUGCUCUUCAUUACAAAACGGAUCAUCUCCUGACCCUCAACACCAGCGAGAUCCGCUACUCUGACGGUCAGAAUCCUGUGAAGUUCGUUUGGGGGCAGCAGCCCACCAAGUACGAGAGAGACAGUGUGUCUUUGAUUCUGGAGAAUGAUGAAUUGAACGUCACCAUGGGAACCGUGCGUGUUGUUCUCCUUCUUCAUAAGGAAGACGGAGAUGUGUUUCUGUGGCCCGCUGUUCGCCACCUACCAAAAAACGUUACCUUGCAGGGCAUUCUGGGGAAAACUGAUGUUCAGUAUGAACAGUUAACAGAAUCACAGAUCAAAAUCAAGGAUCAGCCGCUCCGAGCAGAAGUCCUCAGGAGCAAUGCCACCGACUACGGACGUACUUCAGCCCCAAGUGUGGACUGCUGGCUUGUACCCCUGCCAUUUGUCCUGCAGGGGAAACUCUCUGACUUCACUGUGUCUCAGCUUUAAAGCUCUCAGCUAAAGUUUCAUAGCUAUCUUCUAAACAGUUUGGAUGAAAAUGUGGAAGAAAAUAAAAACGCUUUUAAUGCCGGCUGUGGUUCUGAAGGCUUACUGUAGGGAUGCUCUGCCUGUGGUCAGUAAUGUAACAGUUAGAGGGCUGAAGAUUUCAGAGGAAAUUCUGUGGGAAUUGUUUAAGAUGUUCUUGAGGUGUAAAAAGUGUUAAGACUUUGCUGAAAGAAUAAAAAAUGACUUAAUCUCAA
Molecule: messenger RNA, 3031 nt
Organism: Pygocentrus nattereri (red-bellied piranha)
Lineage: Eukaryota; Metazoa; Chordata; Actinopteri; Characiformes; Serrasalmidae
Product: inter-alpha-trypsin inhibitor heavy chain H3-like
Exons: 24
Coding region: 168-2780 (870 amino acids)
Source: RefSeq, a predicted model, not a curated record